Acanthaster planci (crown-of-thorns starfish) is the source of this 1046-nucleotide messenger RNA. RefSeq lists its product as uncharacterized. The record is from RefSeq and is a predicted model, not a curated record. NCBI's taxonomy places the organism in Eukaryota, Metazoa, Echinodermata, Asteroidea, Valvatida, Acanthasteridae.
UCAACAGCAUCUGCGAUUAUACUGAGCGGUGGGGAACAUGUCUAUAGUUAACACGGAACAAAAGCAUCGUUGAAAAAGCAUUCGCUUGCCUAGCGAAUGCUACUAGCACUAGCAGAAUUAUUAUUAAUCGGUGAAAGCUAUCUCUUCACUUUGGGACAGCAAAAUUAAAGCAUAGAAACGUCGACGUGGACGAGACCUACAAGAUGGCAAAGCCUGUUCAUUCACACGUCAUUCUGAGUAGUCCACUAGGACACAUUGAGACAGCCCCUGCCCUGUUUCCAUCAACAACGUCAGCCCAACGUCUUAUUGAACAGGAGAAGAAUUUUAAACUAGACUGUAUUCUAGUCGAAAAACAACGCUACAAGUGGUCCCCCGAUAUCAUUCCCAAAUAUGACGCUAUGACGGAUCCGUACGCACGUCAUUACUUCAAAUCACCGAUGGUACAGUCGCUCUUACGCAAGACACUGGAUGACAAGGGAAGAUAUGGAUGUACCCCACAGGCCUCCCAUGGUUGUCGUGGUUCAACAAAGGAGAAGCAGCGUGACGUAACGCCCAAAUCCUUAAGUAACCAAUUGAUGCAGAAGACUUGCCCAAAGUUCUCACCACAAAGUCUAAACACACUCGCGGGUAGGCAUCGCGCCCCCGCUCCUCCAGAAGAAGUCGACCUUGCAGAGAGACGAAAGCGGUACUGUAUUGAUAGUGUAGUAGCUACUAACCAAGCUACCAAAUACAAGCCACUGAUACGACCGUACGAUGCUGCUGGAGACAGUCAUGCUAGGGGCUACUUCCAGAAACAAGGAAUAAGGAAGUUUUUGCAAAUCACGCUGGCUUCAGACAUCCGCGGAUCAUUGAAACAUAUUCACUCUUACAAGGUAAAGCUAUAAAGCGUAAAAAACGAAGACACGCUCUUACUAAGGUCUUUUAUUCCAUUUCUUUGUCUUCCCUCAUUAUUUUCCACUAUUUAAAUUGUUCAAGGGGGCAAGCACUCCUCCCCCACGCCCUGCUAGCCAACUGUGUUUUCGGCUGCACAAUCAUGUCACAACAUU